AUGCCGUCCGAAGCGCAAACGGACCCCGUGUACUCGGAGGCCACGACGCCCAGGGGUGCCGACAACGUGCCCGUGUUCGACGAAUCCCAAAAAGCCGCCGCGCGCCAGAUCAAGCCCAACCUCAUCAUGUACGCGAGCAUCCUGGUGGCGCUGCUGCAGCCCUUCCAGAGCGGCUGGUCGUCCUCACAGACCAACCUGUCGCAGUACAACGACACGGACGAGUGCAACGCGCGGCCCGUGGCCGAGGACACGUGCCUCAUGUUCCCGGGCCACUCCAAGCUCGAGUGGACGUUCGCCGUGAACGCGUGGAUCUUCGGCGGCAUGGUCGGCUCUCUGUGCUGCGGCCACUUCAGCGACCUGUGGGGCCGCAAGAAGCUGCUCUUCGUCAACUGCAUCUUCAUGAUCGUGGGCGCCGUCGUCGAGGCGUCCGUGUCGAACGUCUGGGCCUUCUCGGCCGGCCGCCUCAUCGCCGGCAUCGC
Molecule: messenger RNA, 479 nt
Organism: Phytophthora sojae
Lineage: Eukaryota; Oomycota; Peronosporomycetes; Peronosporales; Peronosporaceae
Exons: 1
Biological process (GO): monosaccharide transmembrane transport
Cellular component (GO): membrane
Molecular function (GO): hexose transmembrane transporter activity
Source: RefSeq, a predicted model, not a curated record